This is a messenger RNA of Insectozyma verbasci, 909 nucleotides long. The record is from the annotation of a GenBank genome assembly. NCBI's taxonomy places the organism in Eukaryota, Fungi, Ascomycota, Pichiomycetes, Serinales, Debaryomycetaceae.
AUGACAAUAAAGAACAAAGUAAUUACACCAAGAACAUAUAUAACUAAACGCUAUCAAAGUUCCAAACUUAUAUCACUGCCAUUUAGCAUAAAAAAUACAAGAAAGAUUCGAGAAUCUAACGAAUCAUUUCCAACUCCGAGUUUUAUUAGUUUUGAUUUGUUCGGUACUUUAUACUAUCCUAAAAAACCAGUACCCGAACAAUAUUACGAUAUAUCUCAUGGAGAGUAUGGAUUAAAUAAAUCAAUUGAGUCAAUUGAGAAAGAGUUUCCAGUUGUAUAUGACAAAUUAUUAGACAAAUGGCCAAAUUGUGGUAAACACGUAUUAAAUGAUUGUGAAAAAUGGUGGGAGAAAUUGAUAUUAAAAUUAUACAAUCUAAGUGAAAAUGACCCACAAGCAAUUAAAAUGAGUGAUAGAUUAAUCAAUCAUUUCACUUCUUCUGAUGCAUAUGCUGUAUAUGCAGAUGUAAUUCCAACAUUGGAAAAAUUGAAACAACAUAAUAUUAAACUUAUCGCGACUUCAAAUUCAGAUCUUAGAGUAAUGAAAAUAUUAGAUAGUUUAAAUUUAAUGAAAUUUUUCAAACAUGGAGCCGUUAAAGACAUUUAUUUAUCUUAUAAUUUAGAUAAUUUAAAACCAGAAAAACUAUUUUUUGAUAAAAUUGCAUUAAAGAAUUAUCAACAAGAGAUACAGAAUAAAGACGAUGAAUCUAUACCUUAUAGUUAUCUUGAGAAGUGUUGGCAUAUAGGUGAUAAUUAUAAUCAAGAUUUUCUUGGAGCUGUAAAAGCUGGUUGGAAUGGAAUAUUUAUAAAUAGAGACAGUAAGAUAAAGGAUAAGUUUGAAAUAAUUGCAAAUAAUAGAGUAAUGAUAACUGAUUUAAGACAAUUGUUAGAGAUAUUUGAAUUGAAUGAAUAA